Ictalurus punctatus (channel catfish) is the source of this 1330-nucleotide messenger RNA. RefSeq names its product proprotein convertase subtilisin/kexin type 5-like. The transcript has 3 exons. NCBI's taxonomy places the organism in Eukaryota, Metazoa, Chordata, Actinopteri, Siluriformes, Ictaluridae. The record is from RefSeq and is a predicted model, not a curated record. Bases 503 to 775 code for a protein of 90 amino acids.
UCCAUCUUCUUCUUUCUUGCCAAUAUAAACUUUUAUCUUCUAAGAUUUAAAGUUCUGUGUACAAGAAGCAAAGUAGUUUACAAUUUCUUACUUCCUGUGUAUCUUGAUUGACAGAUGUGUCGUCCAAUCAGCGGUAAGUAAUGCAUUCACAAACUGUUCCUACCUUUUCCGUUUCUUUCUGAUUUGUUAAUGUGUUUUCGGAUUUGUUCAUUUGUUUUCGGAUUUGUUAAUGUUUUUUCUGAUUUGCUAAUGUGUUUUGCACUUCACGGCCAAAGAAAAGGCCUUUGACAAAGAAGAACGUAUUGAAAUCACUCUCAUGGCUGGAUCAGGAAGCUGUUGCUAGGUUGCGAUGGACUUUAACAUGAAACAUGGCAAGCGCUGUUGCCAAACUUAUUAUCAAAUUAAAAAAGACCGGAAGUGUUGCAGACCAACCAAGAAGUUUACGUCCAUCCACUGAUGAAGGCACAACCGUCGUGUUGCUGGCAAACAUAGUCCCCUAUGUAUGGAGACAGUUGGCACACCCAGGUACAGGCACCAGUGUCGCCAUCACUGCCCCCAGAGGAGCUAUGAGGAGCCAAGUAGGGGUGUGUGUCUCAGCUGCCCAGAGUCCUGCUUAGACUGGGGGAGUGAGACGCUCUGUCUGACAUGUCAGACAGGCCACUUUCUCCACAAUGGAGCCUGUGUGAAUGAGUGUCCCCAGGAAAUGUUCGGAGAUGCCAGAGGAUGGCGCUGCCAGCCCUGUCAUGCCUCAUGUCUAACCUGCCAUGGCCCAUGAGCUAGAGACUCUUACAGGUGCAAUGGCUGGAACCAUCCCAUUUAUGGGACGUGUCCCAUCAUCAGAUGCCCUAAGGGCCAGUUUUUUGAUAGUAUGUAUUAAAAGAGCACCUAAAUUAAGAGAGCACUAGCUUUACUCUUAGUGCAUUUUGGGAAGACAUGACAUCAUUGAAUUCAUAUAACAGAUUGAUGAUAUGGGAUUUUAAAUAUAGAGUAUUCUUUAGUGGCCAGAUAUUACAUAUUGUCAAAGGAAAAAAUGGAAAUUUAAUCCUGUAUUGUAUAUUUAUUAGGUGAAAAGGACACACAAAGUAUCGGAUGUUCCAAAAUUAUAUUACAGUUUAGUGUUUCAGUUGUAAAAAAAACUUUAAAACAUUUAUGAAACCCAAAAACCUGAAAAGGCAAGGCAGAUAAUAUCAAACAGUAAUGUUUAGUGUUGUGUGUGCUUGGUAUUAAUACUCACGAAUCAUAAUACAUCCAUGCAGUGUUGUGAAUUAAUCACUUUUUAAUACAUUUUGAAUAAAUCCACCCUGCUGACUGAGAGAAACAGCAUGAAGUG